GGCUAACCCUAAGGUUUUCUUUGAUAUGACUGUGUGCGGCAAACCUGUUGGUCGGAUCGUGAUGGAGCUCUUUGCCGACACGACUCACGGACGGCAGAGAAUUUCCGCGCCCUCUGUACAGGCGAGAAAGGCAUGGGGAAAAAAGGUAAGCCACUCCAUUACAAAGGAUCAAUCAUACACCAUAUGUGCCCCGAUUAUAUGAUUGGCGGAGGAGAUUUCACAGACGAAAGGAAAGGAUGCGGAGGCGAAUCAAUCUACGGCGGUAGGUUUUUCGAGGAUGAGAACUUCAUCAAAAAGCACACCGGUCCGGGUAUCCUCUCCAUGAACAACCGUGGUCCUGACACCAACCAAUCUCAGUUUAUGAUCUGCUUGACGGAGAACUGGGAACUCGACGAAGUACACGUCGUAUUAACAGUGUUCGGCCAAGUUGUUGAAGGAUUGGAUGUGGUCUGGAUCACUAACCCUAAGGCUUACUUUUAUAUGACGGUGGACGGCAAACCGGCUGGUAUGAUCGUGAUGGAGCUCUUUGCCGACACGACCCCGCGGACGGCAGAGAAUUUCCGCGCCCUCUGUACAGGGGAGAAAGGCAUGGGGAAGCUUGGUAAGCUACUCCAUUACAAAGGAUCAAUCAUUCACCAUGUUGACCCCGGUUAUAUGAUUGCCGGAGGAGAUAUCAUUGACGGAGGGAAAGGAAACGGAGGCGAAUGUAUCUACGAGAGUAGGUUUUUCGAGGUUGAGAACUUCAUCAAGAAGCACACCAGUCCAGGUAUCCUCUCCAUGUGGAACCGUGGUCGAAACAGCACCGGAUCUCAGUUCCGGUUCAUGGUCUUCAUGAGGGAGCUCUCAGAAUUCGACGACCAGUGCGUCGUGUUUGGCUAA
Brassica oleracea var. oleracea is the source of this 879-nucleotide messenger RNA. Its product is annotated as peptidyl-prolyl cis-trans isomerase CYP19-1-like. Gene Ontology annotation, molecular function: peptidyl-prolyl cis-trans isomerase activity. Gene Ontology annotation, biological process: protein peptidyl-prolyl isomerization. Bases 133 to 879 code for a protein of 248 amino acids. NCBI's taxonomy places the organism in Eukaryota, Viridiplantae, Streptophyta, Magnoliopsida, Brassicales, Brassicaceae. The transcript is spliced from 4 exons. Gene Ontology annotation, cellular component: plasma membrane; cytosol. The record is from RefSeq and is a predicted model, not a curated record.